AUGGAAGAUGGAGAGGCAGAGCUCUCGGACCAUCACACAGGCAAUUCGUCGAACACCUGCAGUACACCACCAAAGCUUGAAACUUCACUUCUCGAAGGCACCAUGAAGAACAGAAGAACGAUUACAAAAACUCACACAGAUGAUCAUGCUUCGGUGAAACCCGCGAAGUCAUCGGGAAAUCGAGUUGCGGUUAGGAAGUAUCGAGAGAAGAAGAAAGCGCAGAACGCUUAUUUAGAGGAAGAAGUUAAGAAACUACGGGUUGCGAACCGAGGAUUGAUUCGGAAACUGCAGAUUCAGGCUGCUCUUGAAGCAGAGGCUGUGAGACUUAGAAGAUUGUUGCUGAAUUUAAAAGCUCAGAUCGGUUACGAACUGGGUGUGUCUCCAUUUUACAAGCAGAGCUGUAAUGGCAGCUCCGAUGGUUGCAGUGGUCGUGAUGAACAGUAA
This is a messenger RNA of Lactuca saligna, 444 nucleotides long. The record is from the annotation of a GenBank genome assembly. Lineage: Eukaryota; Viridiplantae; Streptophyta; Magnoliopsida; Asterales; Asteraceae.